This is a messenger RNA of Labeo rohita (rohu), 2633 nucleotides long. RefSeq names its product GA binding protein transcription factor subunit beta 2a (gene gabpb2a). NCBI's taxonomy places the organism in Eukaryota, Metazoa, Chordata, Actinopteri, Cypriniformes, Cyprinidae. The transcript has 8 exons. The coding region runs from base 133 to 1356 and encodes 407 amino acids. Gene Ontology annotation, biological process: positive regulation of transcription by RNA polymerase II. The record is from RefSeq and is a predicted model, not a curated record. Gene Ontology annotation, cellular component: nucleus. Gene Ontology annotation, molecular function: protein binding; transcription cis-regulatory region binding.
AAAGCAGCCGCCAUAUCUGAAUGCGCUUUAAACACAGACAUGUUUAUGUUGAGCCAGUUGAGAAAUACAGCAGGGAGAACUAUAUAGUGCUUUAUUAUCAGUCAAUAUACAUCCGACAGACAGGGUAUAAAGAUGUCAUUGGUGGAUUUGGGAAAGCGUCUUUUAGAAGCGGCUCGGAACGGUCAGGAUGAUGAGGUCAGGACGCUGAUGGCCAAUGGAGCGCCGUUCACUACUGACUGGCUUGGAACAUCUCCAUUACACUUAGCAGCUCAGCAUGGUCAUUACUCUACUGCUGAAGUGCUGCUGAGGGCGGGUGUCAGCAGAGAUGCCCGAACUAAAGUGGACAGGACCCCACUGCACAUGGCGGCCACAGAGGGCCAUGAGGUCAUUGUGGAUUUAUUAAUCAGGAGUGGUGCUGACAUCAAUGCCAAAGACAUGUUGAAGAUGACUGCUCUUCACUGGGCUGCCCAGCACGGCCAUCACAACGUGGCAGAGCUCUUGAUCAAAAAUGGCGCUGAUGUACAUGCCCUCAGCAAGUUUGACAAGUCAGCUUUUGAUAUCGCUGUCGACAUACAACAUGCUGAACUUAUACACCUAUUACAGGAGGGAAUGCAGAAUCAGGUGAACCGGAACGCCGAAGCGUCAAUCAUAAACGGCAGCUCCACCCCACAGUUCAUCAUUCAGGGCGUCCCAAACAUCCAAGGGGGAGUCGUCAGUCUCACUGACUUGAUCAAAACCAACUCAGGUGACACAGAGGAGGCCAUUGCUGUCAGUGCCUUGGACUCAAGUAUCCAGCAAGUGGUGAAUGAUUCAGGUCAGAGGGUCAUAACCAUUUUGACAGAUCAACAUGGAAAUCUGCAGACAAAUGGACUCGGCCAACCGUUCUUUGUCACAAUGCAGGAUGGACGACAAGUAUUGGCAGUUCCAGCCAAUCAAAUCACAGAGGAAGUGGUAGAUGACUCCGAACCUCCUGCCCGUAAAAGAAAAAUCGAAGUUUCAUCCAAUAAUGCAGAGACUGGUGAAACAGAGCAUCUCCAGUGGCAGUUACAGGAAGCUAACAGGAAAGCUCAAGUCUAUCGUCAGCAGUUGCUCCGCAAAGAGCAGGAAGCCGAGGAGUACCGCAUGAAACUGGAAGCCAUGGAAAACGGACAGACCAACGGCACAACAGCCCUGGACCAGGAACAUGUCGUGUUUGUGCAGGAAGACGUCGGUAUUGAAGAAACAACGGAGGGAGAAGAGGAAGUUGUGAUGUUUUCAGAAGGUGACGUAGUCAUCAAAACAGAAGAGAUCGACUCUGCGGACGAGCAGAUAACUUUAGUGGAAGCCACGGCGGGUCACACAGAAGUCAUUUCGUAAAAGAUGACCCAAGAGCGUUGGACUCAGUGCUCAAGCAGCCAAAGAGUGCAUCAGCACGGUUUUACUUUGGUUCAAUUUGAAUUUUUUUGGCAAUUAAGUCCUUUUUGUAAUUUAUUUCCUUGUUCUGUUUUGGUUAAUGUUUCUUGCUUCAAAUGAAAGUUCAGAAAGAAACAACCACAAUGUGCAUCAUAUGCACACACACACACACACAACCAGGGAAGAUGAUUUUUUCUGGGAGUCUGUAUCUGUAGUGUCCUUAAAAGUGGUCCCCCAUGAUUUGUCCUGAAUGGGUUCAUCAAAACAGCUGGAAAAGGUUCACUCAGGAUGGAACUCUUUGCAAACUUUUUUUUUUUGAGCUCCUGUAGAAAUGUAGCUGCCUUAUUCAGACAAUUAGUUUCAUGGCUUUUGAAAUUAAACAGUGAAACUUCAUCUCAGAAUGCAGCAGUGUUAUGUGCUCUAUGCAUUGGAAGUAAAAUAAUGCACCGAUUUCAAGAACUUGAUUUAUAGUCAAUCUUUUUCUUCUUCUGUUGGUCGAUUUUAAAAAUCUAUAGGUCAAUUAAAAGUGCCUUUGGUCAUGUUUAGUUUUCACUCAUAAAGGAUUCAACAUGAAUUAUCGCAUAUAUGGUGUUUGUUUCAGUGGGUAUAAAGCAUAAUUCCCAUUAAUUGAACAUUUAACUCACAUUCCUUAUGUAAAGUAUUUUUUUUCUUUCUCUGCCUAUGUAUGUUGUUUAAUUACUUUGAAUCUUAAGUUGGAAGCUCUCGUGCACAAGCUUUCACAAAUGUAAAAAGUCUAAAUCCAGUAUCAGGUUUUGUAUUUUAUAAUGCAUAAAAUGUGACUUCCCUGCGUUAUGACAAAAUAAUAAGUGGUUUCUGAGGUGCGUAAUUAUCUGACAUACUGAUAUCUGCAUUAGGUGGCGAAAUCAGAAGUGAUUUCAAUUUAAUCAAAUUUUGUGCUGUACAAGAGAAAAUAGUGGCAGUGAAUGAUGUUUGUCAAAGACAUAAAUAUAGUAACCUCAGGAGAAAUGGUCAAUUUUGAGCAGCCGAGAUGCGUAAAUAUCUCGCAUAGGAAUAAUGUAAUUAUUUGCCCUUUGAAACAUUCGGAAAUUUAUGAAUGUUUCUUUUUUUAGACGUAACUAUUCUCACACUGGCACUACAGUUUAUGGAGCUACACUGGUGUAAAUGCAAAAUCUUGAGCUUAGAGUUCUCCCCCACUUGUUAUGUGCUUAAGUGAUGUAUAAAGCUUUUGACUUAUUUUUGAUUAAAAAAUACUGCGAUUA